Molecule: messenger RNA, 900 nt
Organism: Aspergillus steynii IBT 23096
Lineage: Eukaryota; Fungi; Ascomycota; Eurotiomycetes; Eurotiales; Aspergillaceae
Exons: 3
Coding region: 195-737 (180 amino acids)
Source: RefSeq, a predicted model, not a curated record
UCUGUCAUUGCAUAGAUAUAUCCCUCAGGGUAAACCCAUAGCUGUGACAGCAGACCCUGGAACACUGGGUCGUGCCAUACCAGUGGGUCCUGAUCUCAUGACGUCACAUCUCGUAAACCACAUAUGAACCUCUUCGACGCAGCAUUCCUCUCCUCUUUCUUCAAUCCAUUACACUCUAUUCACGCCUCUUCACCAUGUCCGAAUCCUUCGCUGCCAUUCGAAGCCGUCGCUCCGACGACCUCUCGCGCCUAGCCGACGAACACAUCCAACAAGACCUCCAACCCGAUGACCGCGACGCACUGAAGUCGGCCGCCUCAAGGGUGUCCUUCUGGACGGCUUUUGGCUCUGCAGUGGGUGUUGGACUGGGAUUAUACACUGCUUUCCGGCUGAGAAGUACACGACAUGCGUUCUUCCAGGCUUUCCGCGCGCAGGAGAAGCCGACGCAGAUUGUUUUCGCGGAUGGGCGCACGGAGUCGUUACCCGAUAUCACUCCCCUGUUGAAGCCGACUACGUUUGGUGAUUUCGCGACAUAUUUCUUUGCCUCUGCGGGUGGCUUGUUCUUAGGCGGGGAGCUUGGUCUUGCUGGAGGGGCUGCUGGUGCACAUAGCACUAUUACAUCCGAUCCUGCCAGAAAGGAGAGGAUUGAGAAAGCUUUCCGGAAGUUCCGAGCGGAUGUUCUACGCAAGGAGGCCGAUUCUUUGGACUCGGGGGAGAGCGUUUGGGAUAAGUUGUUCUAAGUACCCAAGUUGGUGUGGCUUGCAAAUUAUGAUUCUAGUCGUCUUGCGUCGAGUAAAUGUGCUGUUCAUUUAAUACCCUGAUCAUGAAUGAAAUUGGUGUUCAUGAGUGGACAUUUCUUCAAUACAGGCUAUUGCUACGAAGAUGAAUAAUAACCUUUAGCCA